AUGGCGAGGGCCAAGUUCGUGCAAGUCGUCGUGCAGUCGGCGAAGCGUGUGACCCGGAAUCAGCCGGCGGGCCAGACCCAGACGACGGUUCCGGCGCCAGCUGUAGAGUCCAAUCCAGGAAGGCCUGAGAACGAAGCCGAGGACGAAGAAACGGAGGAGAGCGAGCCAGUGCGUGAAGCCUCCCCGAGCGACGGGCACGACGAACGCGGCGGCGACGACGCCCCGAGUGAGACGCAGGAACCCAAUGGACGCUCGGCUGGACCAGCUGAGCACGACGGUGACGACCCGGGCGCCCACGGACUCCGACACGCAGCGCAGCAGCCGCCAGCGCCUGUGACGAACCCGUCAGCUUCAACGAGUACAUCGCAGGCACCAGCAGCACCGCAGCAAGAUCAGCCAGCUGCCACGCGCCGGCAGGUGGUGUUCCAGUCGACCGAUGAUGGUGACGACGGCGGUGACAGCAGCGACGAUGAUGACUCGUCGAGUUCCAGCAGCGACGAUGACUCCGACGGUAACGACGGUGGUGGGCGACGCGGACGACGACAACUCAUGACGCGCCCAGGCGACGGUGACUUCCAUCGCAACAGACGCCGAACCAUACGCGACUGGGACCUGCCGACGUUCCUGCCUACACCGCAGACGUCCGUGACCACGUGGAUUGCACGCGUGGACUUGGCGCUGGAGGGAGCAAGGCUAUCUGGACGAGGCGGCUGGACGGACCAGGAGCUCUACUACAUUCUGGGAAACAAGCUGCAGGACAACGCGGCCCGCUGGUGGGUCCAGAUGGAUACGACGGACUUCCCAGCUGUCGUCGACGAUGGUGAUACGGCGUGCAUGACGGACACGUCGACGGUGCCGGCGACGGUGGCCACCGACAAGGGCAAGCACGGUGAGGCCGGCCAUGGCCACCCUGCGCUACGUGCAGAUGACGGUGGUGACGACCAAGUCAGCGGCGCCGUGACGGACCACUCGACGGUGGAUAUGACGAUGGUGACGAAGAGGGCGACGACAGAGAUGACCACGGCUGACGAGAGCCCGGUGACGGCACCGAGCCCAGCACCUGCGCACACCGACGAGGUGCCAAUCUCUGAGGAAGGCGGCGAGCCCACGGAUGAAGUGGGACUGGCUGAGGAAGGCGGCACGGCAGCCACUAUGGAGACCUCGCCGCUCGAGCUCGGCAUGGAGCUCACGGACGAGGCGAUGGUGAAGCUGGGCAACGUGGCGAAGGUGCGCAAGGCCGUGAAGCGGUCCAAGCGCGCAGCGAAACAGCUGCGGGUGCAGCGGGCGCAUGAGAAGACCAAGGACAAGCGUGACGAUGACGAAGUUGCGCGGGUAGUGGCGGAACUUGAGGCCGAGCGAGUAUUACGGCGACGGCGGCAAGCCGACGAAGUGCGUGACGCGCUGGAAGCACGACGACAGCAGCGUGCUGCCGGUGACGAAAUGCGAGUUGACGAACGAGCCCGCGUGAACCUGGUGUGGCACGACAGCGCCACUGUGGACGAGGAGGCAGAUGGCGGCGGCGAUGCGGACGUGACAGCCGGUGACGGGCUGCCCACGGCCGAGAUGAUCGUCGACGGCACGACGCAGCAGGAUUGGCGGCUUCUUGUUGGCGUGCCCGGUGUGUGGACGUUUGAGAUGGCGAACGUGUACGGCCAGAAGGUGACGAUCGAGGCAUGCAUCAUCGAGGGAUUUACGAGUGUGUUCCUCGUAGGUGCUGAUUUCCUAGGUGGACGUGGGGCGACUAUGGACUUUGAUCGUGGUGAGGUACGGUACGCUGAGCGUGGCCGUGACGUGAUUAUUCCGUUCCGAACGACGGAAGCGGAGGAUGACUCAGCAGUGGCGGCCGUGAGGUCGGUCAGUGCCACGAACGUGCAGAGACGCGCCGUCCAGACGGUGGAAGUGGCGAUUGCAGCGCCGGAUGACGAAGAAGGCGUGUUUCUACCUACUGUGAACAAUGGAGUGGUGCUGUUAGCGGCGGCGGUGACCAAGGUGGAGAAGGGCAAGGCUCUGGUCCCCGUGAUCAACCCGUACGGCGGUCGCAUCAAGCUACCUAGCAGGAAGGAGUUAGACAUUGAGCUCUUGACGAUGCAUGGUGAGCUACAACCUGAGCGGGUGCAGGCGUGGUUGAACGAGUUGGGCGACACGAACACGCCGUCGGACGACGAACAUGAUGUGGACAUCGGUGCUGAGGAACCAGAUGCCCGUACCCUUAUCCUACGACUACUACGAGCCUAUCGCGACCUAGCCAACGCAUAG
Molecule: messenger RNA, 2256 nt
Organism: Phytophthora sojae
Lineage: Eukaryota; Oomycota; Peronosporomycetes; Peronosporales; Peronosporaceae
Exons: 6
Coding region: 1-2256 (751 amino acids)
Source: RefSeq, a predicted model, not a curated record